Molecule: messenger RNA, 824 nt
Organism: Sphaerulina musiva SO2202
Lineage: Eukaryota; Fungi; Ascomycota; Dothideomycetes; Mycosphaerellales; Mycosphaerellaceae
Exons: 2
Coding region: 106-654 (182 amino acids)
Source: RefSeq, a predicted model, not a curated record
CAUCCACCAACGCAUCCAGCAGAUCGACUCACGGUAAAGCCCUCUCAAGAGCAUCUACACAAGACUCCUACACAUCACCAAACCCCAACAACACCAAUAGCAACAAUGCAGCUCAACAACGCCCUCCUCAUCACCCUCCUGCCCGCCCUGAGCGAGGCAGUUGGUUUCCUCCAGAAAUCGGACCCAUCGAUGGCCUCACUUGCGCAGGUCGACGACCACGCCGGAAACGCCUCUGGAGCCAACAAUUGCGGCCUGACGUCUUGGGACGACUAUGGCAAAUCCACCCCGUCCUCGCAACUCCCUCUCGUUGCGGAUUGCCAAAAGAUUAUUGACCAAGAAGCGGUAUUGGAUUUUUCAAACCCUAUUACCCAUGGCAAGAGUGACCCGCAGAUUCUCUACGCCCAUGGAACCUGCGCCUUCGCGGCCGCUCUCGGUGAUGGUGCGCCCAGCGGCUUGACUGCCUAUGUUGGCAACGCAGAUGUCAAGGACCUGGUCGGCGAUUCGAUCAAAAACUACUCCCACGACAGGUGGGUCGGUACCCAAGGCGGUUACACGAUGUUGGUUGGAACCGAUGGUGGUGUGCAGUGUGACAGCAAUGGCCCCGGGCAUGUGCAGAUUCCUGUUGUCUGGUGGGUCCAGAGAUCCGACUUGUAGAGCAAUUACCUGAGUCAUGCGCGCGAAGGAUGGUGAAGGUGGAAGAUGGUGGGAUUGGUGGGAGGGGGGGAGGAGGAGGAGGUGAGAAGAAGGGGGAGGAGGAGGAGGUGAGAAGAAGGGGAAGCAUGUAGUGGAGUUUUUUGUCUCUCUCUCUCUAGUUCCAAGUACAC